Molecule: messenger RNA, 948 nt
Organism: Vanrija pseudolonga
Lineage: Eukaryota; Fungi; Basidiomycota; Tremellomycetes; Trichosporonales; Trichosporonaceae
Gene: rtn4ip1
Product: Reticulon-4-interacting protein 1, mitochondrial
Exons: 2
Coding region: 1-948 (315 amino acids)
Cellular component (GO): mitochondrion
Molecular function (GO): oxidoreductase activity
Source: RefSeq, a predicted model, not a curated record
AUGGGAGCGACACCGACGAUGAAAGCGGUCGUGUACACCAAGUACGGCGGGGCGGAGGUCACGACCCUCGCGACCCUCCCCCGGCCCACCGCCGGGCCCGGGGAAGUCCUCGUCGCCGUCGCCGCGGCCGCGCUGAACCCAGUCGACGUGUACCUGCGCAACGGGCUAAUGGCGCAAAUCACGCCCAACGCGUUCCCGCAGAUCGCGGCCAACGAGCUGGCCGGCACCGUCGUGGCCCUCGGUGCGGGGGUUGCCUCCUUCGCUGUCGGCGACCGCGUCAUGGCGCGCGUGAGCAAGACGCACACGGGGGCCGUGGCGCAGUUCGUGUCCGUGCCCGCGGGGUACGCCGCGCGCGCGCCCGCGUCCAUCAGCCUCGCUGCCGCGUCGGGGUUCCCGCUGUGCGCGUUGACCGCGGCACAGAUGCUCGACAAGCUGUCCGUGUCCGCGGGCGACAGGCUACUCGUUGCUGGCGGCGCGACCGUCGUCGGGCAGUACGGCAUCCAGCUCGCCAAGAUGCGCGGCGCGACCGUCGUCGCGACCGCGAGUCCGGCCGGCGAACCCCUCGUGCGCCGCCUCGGCGUGGACGAGAUCAUCGACUACAAGAGCACCACGCUCACGGGCUGGGCGGCGAGCAACGGCGCGUUCGACAAGCUGUUCGACGCCGCCGGCCCGCGCGACGACGUGUCCGACCUCCUCGGCGCGGCGGCGGACGGCGCACAUAUUGUCACUGUUAGCGGGCCGAACAACCCGGGCAGCUUUGACGCCUACGUGCCGUGGUGGAAGCGGUGGGUCGUGAACGGGGUGCUGUGGUCGCGCUUCCGGGCGACGUGCGCCCUCGCGUCCGCCAGAGGGCUCAGGUACGAGUACAUGUUUAUGAACCCCGACGGGGCGCAGCUGGGCGAGCUGGGGAGGCUCGUGGACGAGGGAAAGCUUGAAGUCCCGUUGUGA